Molecule: messenger RNA, 2728 nt
Organism: Saprolegnia parasitica CBS 223.65
Lineage: Eukaryota; Oomycota; Saprolegniomycetes; Saprolegniales; Saprolegniaceae
Exons: 11
Coding region: 1-2652 (883 amino acids)
Biological process (GO): transmembrane transport
Cellular component (GO): membrane
Molecular function (GO): ABC-type transporter activity; ATP binding; ATP hydrolysis activity
Source: RefSeq, a predicted model, not a curated record
AUGGUGCUAUACGAUGCUGUGUCUAGCUUUGUGUUUGCCGACAACCUCGACAAGCUCAAGGUGUACGAAGACGGCUGGACCACCAAGUACAAGACGAACCACAAGUACCGCUCGAACCAGAUUGAACUGUACAUUGACGCGGUGUACGUGGUCCUCGCCGCCGCCCGCAUCAUUCUCAAGCCCCGCGCCCGUACCUUCUCCAAGAAGCUGCACAACUAUGCGCACCACGACCACAUUCGCAUCUCGAUGGAGUCGCUCCGCGCGUCGCUCCGCCGCAUUCCCGGCGUCACAGCGGUGGCGGUCGAGACCAUGGAGACGGACCUGCUCAUCAUUUGCGGCCGCGACUCUGGCGAGAUGACGCGCGAAGAGCUCAUGCGCUUUCUCGAGCGAGCGCUCUUGUACCGCCCGAAGAACAUUCGCGCGAAUGAAUUUUUGGCCUUUCUACGGGACAUUGACGCGACGUCGGUCACCAACGCGUACGGCGCAUGGGACGUGAUCAAGUCGACGUUUGGCCACUGGUCGACGCAAAAGUGGGAUUUGUUUUGCACGACCAUGGUCGUCUUGGUCGCGGCUUCGAUCACGCCGCUGCUGGCUUUUUUCCUCCAGAUCCUCACGGACAAGGCCUUUCCAAAGUCGACGUGGACGUAUGCGCUCACCAACUUUGACGACUUUGGCAUGACGACCGGGCUCUCGGUGCACACGGAGUUCAAGUGGAAGAAUGAAACCUCGGACGACAAUGGCCAGCGCGUCGAGCUGCCGUUUUUGCCGCCGCACGAGCUCAUGAUUGGCGUCAUUGGCGUCAUGUCGAUUAGCAUUCCGUUUACGAUUGCCGACUACGCCAUGGGCUACUUUCAGUCGAAGAUGAUUGCGAAAGCGACGCAGCAGAUGCAGAACAGCCUUUUGAAUGUGAUUAUGCGCCAGCAAACGGGCUUCUUUGCCGACCGGUCGGACGGCGACCUCAACAACCUCUUCCAGUCGGACGUGGCGCGCGUUAACGCCAUGUGGCAAGCCGUGUUUUGGAACCUCAUGAACCCGAUUGUGGCCAUUGCUAUUGGCUUUGCGUACCUCAUGUACUCGGAGCCGAUUGUGGGCUUGAUGUCGUUUGCAUUUGCGGCCGUCGUCGUCACGUCGGGUCCCCAAGGCCUUGCCGGCAAGCAGUCGCAGACCUUUGGCUCCAAGAAUGCGUACGUGGCCGCCGAGUUUCAGAACGCGGUCGCGUGUCAAAAGGUGGUGCGGUCGUACGGCAUUCAAGAUCCACUUCUGAAGCGCUUUGGCGCGAGCAUUAGCGGGCUGCGCAAGGCCCAGUUCUCGAAGGAUUUCUGGAGCGGCGUGGUCCAGAUUUACAUUGAGUCGGCCAUGUUUAUCUUUGUCCAAGUCAUGACGGCGUGCCUCGUCAUGAAGGUGUUUCGCGGCGACAUUACGUCGGGCGACUUUUUCUCGUGUACGACGCUCCUCAACCGCAUCUCGUCGCCGGUCACGGUCCUCGGCGGCUUUAUGCGCGUGGCCAUUGGCAACGCGUCGAGUCUCCAGCGCAUUGAUGAGAUUAUCUAUGGCGCGGCCGACGACUUUGACAAGCUCGAGAAGGAAGACAAGAAGCGGCCGGCCGUGCCCCGCAUGCAGCACGCGUUGUCGGUGCAGCACGUGUGCUUCAAGUACGACGAGCACGCGGAGAACUGGACGCUCGACGACAUCAAUGCGGUGUUUCAAAAGGGCGACUAUGCGUGCAUUGUGGGCCCGAGUGGCUGCGGCAAGAGUACGCUCCUCGGCUGCUUGAUGAACUUUUACGCACCGAGCGCGGGGGCCAUCUGCGUGGACAGUGUGGACACGACGGGCUACUCGAAGGCGAGCUUGAGCCAGCAGAUGGCGGUCGUCUUCCAGGACGGUGGCAUUUUGAACGGCACCAUCAUGGAGAACAUUCGGUACGGCAACCCGAACGCGUCGCGGGAAGAGUGCUUGGACGCGGCCAAGCUGGCCGAGUGCCACGACUUCGUCAAGUCGCUCAAGGACGGCUACGACACGAUCAUUGGCCAGCACGCGGUUGUCAACCUCAGUGGCGGCCAGUCGCAGCGCAUUUGUCUCGCCCGCGCGCUGGUGCGGCAGCCGAGCAUUUUGCUCUUGGACGAAGCCACGAGUGCGCUGGAUCAAGAAACAGAAGCGAGCGUCGUGGCGACGCUGGAAGUGCUGGCGAAGAAGCUGCAGAUGACGAUCAUCUCGGUCACGCAUCGGCUGACAACGACGCGCAACGCCGACGCGAUCCUUGUCAUGGACGCGGGCAAGCUCGUGGAUGUGGGCACGUACAACGAGCUCAUGCACAAGCCCGCGUCGCUCUUUGCGGAAAUGGUGCGCAAGAUGGACGAGGGCGCGGACGAGCCAACGAAGCGCAAGGCGCCGACGCGCGGCUCGUUCAACGUCAACAAUCAGUUUGCCGACGACGCGAGCCACCUUCUGGACACGCACCGCGCGCUGGAAGAGUUCAACAUGACGCUGGCCCAGCGCUCGGUCGAGGAGCGGUCGUUCUUGACGCGGCGGAAUGGCACCAACCUCUCGUCGCACGGCGGGCGGUCGCAGAACGGGUCGGUCCUGCGCAACCGGGCGAAAAGCAGCGGCCCCGACUCGAGUCGCCAAGGCCGCGACAGCUACGUGGUCUUGUAGUCGCAGUAGGUCGAGAUGCAGCGACACAAAUUGCACGAAUAUCUCUCUACAAUUGACGUCUCUAUCCUCGUGGCGA